UGGUUAUUGCAAACAAAUAACAAGUAUGGAACUCACCUUGGUGUAGCAAGCGCCUUCUUUCGAAACGCCUCACGUUCCCGCAAAAGUGCAGGAUCCAUUUUGAAGAGAAAUAAAUACAAGUACAGUUCCGGGCGUGAAACAUGGGGGUUCAGAAAAUAUUCUUCCUAUUUAUGGCUGUACAUUAUGUGUUAGCGGACGAGGACACGCCCGUAUGGCGGUGGUCGUGCGACGAUGGCCGCUGCGUGAAGAUCCGCAACGAUCCCAAGUUCACGGAACCCGCCCUCUCGCUGGAGUCCUGCAAGAUGUUCUGUAACGAGUACGGUCUGCUCUGGCCCAAGCCAACUGGGUACACGAAUCUCGGCACGUAUCUGUCCAAAAUAAACAUGAACACCAUCGAGGUGCACUUGGACAAACGCGGCCGAAGCGACGACCUCAUGGAGGCAAUUCGAUUGAGAUGGAAGAAGUUGGUGACCCAGGCAGUUCCCAAAUUCGUGAUCCCGAAAGCGAGCGGAAAGUCCAUGGAUGUUUAUUUACUUAACCAAAACCCCGAUUUAAUAAAGUUCUCCCUGGACAUGGACGAGGGUUACAUCCUGAACAUAUCACCGGCUGCCAACGAGAAGGUGAACGCUACCAUCAUCGGUUCCAACUUUUUCGGUGUACGCAACGGCUUGGAAACUCUGUCCCAGUUGAUCAUCUAUGACGAUAUUAGGAACAACGUUUUGAUCCCAAGAGAUGUUACCAUCAAGGACAAGCCCGUGUACCCAUACAGAGGAGUUCUUCUGGACACUUCUAGAAACUACUUCUCCAUCGAGUCUAUCAAGACUACCAUAGAGGCAAUGGCAAUGGUGAAGCUGAACACAUUCCACUGGCACAUCACAGACAGCCAGAGCUUCCCGUUCGUGUCCAAGAAGCGACCGAACCUUACGAAACUUGGAGCGUACAGUCCUGCUAAGGUAUACACGAAGGAGAUGAUAGGUGAGGUGGUUAAGUUCGGUCUGGAGCGCGGCGUGCGCGUGCUGCCGGAGUUCGACGCGCCCGCACACGUCGGCGAGGGCUGGCAGGACACCGGACUCACUGUGUGCUUCAAGGCUGAACCUUGGGCGAAGUAUUGCGUGGAGCCUCCUUGCGGUCAGCUGAACCCCAUCAAAGAAGAACUCUAUGACUAUCUGAAAGACAUUUACGCAGAUAUGGAAGAUGCGUUCCAAUCCCCUGACAUGUUCCACAUGGGUGGCGACGAGGUUAGCGAGCGCUGCUGGAACAGCUCGGAGGAGAUCCAGCACUUCAUGAUCCAGAACCGCUGGGACCUGCAGAAACCUAGCUUCCUGAAGCUCUGGAACUAUUUCCAGACUAAGGCCCAGGAGAGAGUGUAUCAGGCAUUCGGUAAAAAAGUGCCGAUAAUUCUGUGGACGAGCACGCUGACGGAGCUAAGCCACGUAGAGCAGUACCUCAACAAGGACGAUUACAUCAUACAGGUGUGGACGACGGGCGCAGAUCCGACCAUCCGCGGUCUGCUGGAGAAGGGCUACCGGCUAAUCAUGUCCAACUACGACGCGUUGUACUUCGACUGCGGAUAUGGUGCUUGGGUCGGCAGUGGCAACAACUGGUGCUCGCCCUACAUCGGCUGGCAGAAGGUGUACGAGAACAGUCCGAAGUUGAUGUCCCUGGAGUAUUCGGACCAAGUUUUGGGUGGUGAAGCCACUCUGUGGUCUGAGCAAGCGGACUCGGCGACGCUGGACGGCCGUCUGUGGCCACGCGCCGCCGCGCUCGCCGAGCGGCUGUGGGCCGAGCCCCUCUCCAGCUGGCGGGAGGCCGAGAGGAGAAUACUCCAUAUGAGGGAGCGUCUCGUCCGUGCCGGCAUCCAGACGGAGUCUCUGGAGCCCGAGUGGUGCUACCAGAAUGAGGGCUACUGCUACGCCUAGAGCCCCAAUAAGUUAGUUAGGUUUAUACCAACUAUACCACUCUCCGUCCUUUUCACUCAAGUGUCUUAUUUCAUAUCUCGUAAUUAAAUAUUUUGUCUUCGAAAA
Molecule: messenger RNA, 2024 nt
Organism: Aricia agestis (brown argus)
Lineage: Eukaryota; Metazoa; Arthropoda; Insecta; Lepidoptera; Lycaenidae
Gene: Hexo1
Product: chitooligosaccharidolytic beta-N-acetylglucosaminidase
Exons: 16
Coding region: 141-1919 (592 amino acids)
Biological process (GO): carbohydrate metabolic process; ganglioside catabolic process; glycosaminoglycan metabolic process
Cellular component (GO): membrane
Molecular function (GO): beta-N-acetylhexosaminidase activity
Source: RefSeq, a predicted model, not a curated record